AUGACAGAUAAACUCCCCCCCAACCUCCUCGCCCUCUUCCAACCCCGCCCGCCGGUAAAAUACCUCAUCCCCGCCGACCACGCCCCCGAAGACCGCCGCACCGCCCGCAUCACCGGCAUCGCCGCCUUUCUCCCACAACUCAACGAAGAUUUCGGCGAUUACAAACCCACCGAGUCAUGGCUUGAAGCCAAGGACCGUAAGCAAGUCGAGAAAAUAGCGAGGCAGAAACACAUCACUUCAAAAGAAGGCGUCAAGGCCAUCUACGACACGGAGAAAGAUGGCCAGAUCCGCGGUGAUCCGUACAAGACCCUUUUCGUCGGACGACUGAGCUAUGACACCGAUAUCAAGGAUCUGGAGAAGGAGUUUGGGCGAUAUGGACCGAUUGAUCGCGUGCGCGUGGUCGUCAACACACGUGAUCCGGUGAAGGGUUCUGGGAAGAAGAAUACGAAAGGACGAUCGAGAGGAUACGCGUUCAUCAUUUUUGAGAACGAGAAGGAUAUGAAGGCCGCAUACAAAGCAAACGAGACCCCCAUCAUUCGCGGCCGGAAAGUGCUCAUCGAUGCCGAACGUGGUCGUACAGUGCAAGACUGGCGCCCACGACGGUUGGGAGGUGGACUUGGAGGACGACACUACACACGCGCCCCCGUCAGAGGACCAGGAGGAUUCGGUGGUCCUCCUUCAGGUCCAGGCGGUUUCCGAGGCGGAGGCUUCCGAGGAGACUUCCGUGGAGGCUUUGGUGGUCGUGGUGGUGGGUUCCGAGACAGGGAUGGCGGGCGCAAUGGUUUUGGCGGCGGGGAUGGGUAUGGUGGUGGUCGUGGUGGUGGGUUCGGAGGUGGUGGCUUCCGAGGCGGACGCGGUGGAUUCGGGGGCGGGCGCGGUGGGAUUGGCUAUGGAGGAAGUGAAGGUCCGGAUGGUGCACCUGCAGGGCCGAGAUCAAGAGGUGGGUUUGGUGAUGGAGGUGGGUAUGGAGGUGGACGUGGUGGAGGUGGAGGACGUUUCAAUGAUCGCGAUUCUCGCAAUGCCAACCUCGAGCCUCUGCCGCCGAGGGGUGGUGGUGGCGGGUAUCGUGAUCGGGAUGGCGCGUCCGGAGGUGGUUCCGGAGGUGGGUAUGCCGGGCAGAAGCGUCCAUACGAUGGCGGUGGAUACAUGCUCUCACAACAGCAGAUUUCGACAAAAGCAUAUCGACCUUGGAACAGAAUAGAUGGAGCGGUCAACGGUGAGUCGGACUACCUCCUCAGGGUAAGCACCGGCUCGCACUACGACACGUCGACAACGAGAGCCGCGAUCGAUUAG
Molecule: messenger RNA, 1293 nt
Organism: Recurvomyces mirabilis
Lineage: Eukaryota; Fungi; Ascomycota; Dothideomycetes; Mycosphaerellales; Teratosphaeriaceae
Exons: 4
Coding region: 1-1293 (430 amino acids)
Biological process (GO): mRNA splicing, via spliceosome
Cellular component (GO): U1 snRNP; U2-type prespliceosome; precatalytic spliceosome
Molecular function (GO): mRNA binding; U1 snRNA binding
Source: RefSeq, a predicted model, not a curated record